GAGGAGGUAGAGGUGGUAGGGGGGGAGGAAGAAGAGGUGGGAGGACGACCACAACCACGAAAAAGUGUGUUACCCGUAAAAGACGCCGUGCAGAUGGGACCAACGUCACCAAGACAAAUUGCGUCACCACCCAACGUGUGAACAACCAGCAAGUUGGUGGCGGGGGUGGCUGUACGGUAGGGGACUUAUCAUGGAGAUCCGUUUCGGUGUAAACCCAUAAAUAGCAAACAACAAAUACCACCACACCACUCCACUAUGGGGCGCCGUGUGAGAAGGAGCCGGACCCGUUGCGCUAGGCAGAAGACAGUGUGCAAGAAAAGAAGGCGACCUCACCGCUACAGGCGAAGGGGCAGGGGGGUAAGACAGCGUGGAGGUAGAAAACCCGGUGACCCUACGAUCUUUGGGCAAACGGCCGACGAAUGGAAAGGUCUUGGGGAUAGCCUCUCCAGGACACGGAAAAGCAUUUUUUUUAAAUAAAUAACAGAGCACCGACACUAACCAUACCAUUCCACCAUGGCCCUGAGAAGGAGCGGACGCUUUGCGAGGAAACGCACCAAACGCACCACACGCAUAAAAAGGAGGAGGGCACCUUACAGGAGGAGACUGCGCCACAGCCAACGGGGUGGCUGGGUCUUCCCCGGGUCGAAGCCUUGGUCCCAGCUCUCAGACCACGAUAAAGCGAUGGCCCGUAUUGGGAUGUACGGUUAUUGAUGGGUUUCGCACGCAUUCACCAUGGCACGCCCCCUAAGAAGACGUACCAUACGUAAACCCCGUAAACGGCGUCCCCGUAGGGGCUUGAACGUUGGUAGAACGACACAACGGGGUGGUCGUUACCGGAAACUCUGGGUGACAGGACGCAAAUUGGAUAAGAUUGACCCUGCAUGGUUGUAGCUACCCUAUAAAAAGUGGGGUGACACCCCACCAACACCAUUUCACCAUGUCACGCCGGCUGAAGAGAAACGCAAAGUUCCUGAACGACCUCUCGGUUAGCAAAGGUAGAGCGAGACAACAUCUUUUAAAAAAAGCUUCUGGUGAGCAAGUGAACGCCUUAGGGGAAAUCGCCCACAACCUGCUAAAAGGCAACAUCCCCCUCAGCAGGGCCCAGCGAAACAAACUAAGUGUCCACAAACACCGGAUACGCGCCCUAGCAGACAAAAGACUACCAGCCAGGGAGAGGAAAAAAGUGCUCGUAAGCCAACGAGGGGGUUGGGGUAUUCCACUCCUACUAGGUGCCGUGGGGGCGACCGCGGGGGUACCCCUGAUUAACAAACUUAUCAACAAAAUAUAAAAAAACCUAUAAAUAGGGUGAAGGGGAACGCCAUCCCCUUCAGUCCAACCGAGAUAGCCACCAUGUCAACACAAAAAGGGGGAGCCUAUCGCAUGGCUUUGGUGCCCGAGCACAUGGCCAACCUACUCGUGACUAAAGAGAAGACUACCAUGCCACCCCAACUGCAGAUUGUGGCACGGCUGGACAAAGAUAUACAGAAGAUCUUAAACAACAAAACAUUACCAUUGGAGACAAAAGUACGCCUCUACAACACUGCGUUGACGCAAUGGCUAGAUUGGAUACAACAAGCCAAGGACAGUGGGAAGGGUGGAAAUAAAGAGACUGGUGCCCAGCUUAGGACGCCCCUUGGCCUCCCUUCACCACCAAGCAGUUCACCAAGCACACCCUUUGGGGUAACACAUAGUGGACCAGCCUUACCAACACCACCCUACAGUACACCAAGGACGCAAAAACCAAAAGCUAAACGACCACGGCGGGCACUACCACUGUACCCACUACCAUCGCUACCGCCAACCCCGAAACUUUUACCACCCACCCCAAAGCAAACUGGGCGUGGGCUAAGAAGGGUGGCUAAAACCAGGCUAAGGAAACGAGUAGCUAAAACAAGGCUGAGAUGGGAUUGCCUUUAAAAAAGACAAUACACUGCGGUGUAGGACCUCUUUUUAAUAGCAAUAAAACACCUUAAUACAUGUGUACUGUAGUAGCUCUUACUAGUAGGUUCUAGUUAGCAACACUAACUCACCCCACCCACUCUUCUUCUUCUUUUUCUUCUCCCCACCCCCCUCUCCCCCCUCCUUCACAACACCCAUACCACCACACACAGGGUGGGUACAUUUCCAUAUCUUACUACACUCCUCUACAUCCUUUUGGAGGUGGUAGCACUCCUCCCAUUUCUCGUAGCUGCGGCAGUUCUCAGGGUCGGUGAACAUGCACACUCAGCGUUGAUUGGUCUUAAGCCACUUGCCAAACAAGUAGACCUCAGCCUUGGGGCAGUGCUUGGGGGUAUCGGAGAAGGUUGAAUAGAAAUGAUGGCCGCAUGCCCUCUCGUGCGCCUCCGUCAUAAAGCUUACGUGUGCGUUGCUAUAGUGCUCAUGCAACUCUUGGUACUUGGGGCAACCAAACACCUCCAAGUUCACGAAAGGAAUGCAAAGUCCCAUUAGAAGCCGACGCUCGCAGCUGCCACCCUUGUACCCAACAAUCCCUCCUUGACCGUAGAUGUCAUACCAUCCCUUGACGACACGCUCAAGCUCGGCGUGGGGGAUGCUGGAGCCCGGGGUGAGAUCAAAAGUCAGCCCUGUGACAUGCCGUGUGACAUAGCGUGCCAUCCUCCUAUCUUUUUGGGAGAGCUCGCUGUACCUCAUUGGGAAAGUGAAGUGCCUGCCAACCACUUCAUCAUUGUGAUGGAAGAACCCCACCUCCUUGCAAUGAAACACGCCAUCCACAUAAAACCCAUCUUCGUCAAGGACACAUGUGAUGUUCUGGAAGACACCUUCUUGCGCAACACAAGGCUCAAAGGGGCCAUAAACUGUAUCGUAGAAGGGCCCGUACAGUACAUACUUGGUGUAGUCUAUCACGCCAGGAAUCAUCCCCCACUCUUCCCAUCCACUGACCCAUCUUCCACCCUCUUGCUUUUCACAGGGGUCUUUCCCUGUAGCCAUUCCGUAAAUUCCCAACACAAUAGGGAAAAAGUAACACGUGCACCAAAAAAGAGCCCAACCCCAAACGAACACCCCCGGACAAACGAGGUGAAAGCUUCUUCCCACACUGGUGCCAUGGAGGCAUAAAGAGACACGGUAGCAAGGCCUCACCCUUUUAUAUAGAGGGAGAAACCCACUACAGACCAAUCAGCAUCAGGGAUACAACGCCAACCAAUCACACACUUUGUUGCGUCACAAAAGGGACACCUAAGCCAAUAAGAAAGUAGCGUCACAAAAAAACCUAGACCAACCACAGCACACUUCCCCACGACGUCAGAGCUGACGUCACCCCGCGAUAGCCAAAAACACUCUCACACCAGCACAACCAUGGCUGAGAGUAAAAUGACACCCUGCCUAGAGCCUGCCACUAAAAAGCUCUGCGAACUAGCAAGAGACAACUACGAGGGGAUGGCAUGUGUCAUUUGCCAAGACGACAGGGUUACCAGCAACACAUCCCUCACCCUAUUGGACCGUCUACCCUGUUGUGGACAAGUAUGCCACCAACAAUGCUUCUGGAAAUGGGUACACUUCCACCGCACCGAGACUAUCACCUGCCCACACUGCAGGCAAGCCUCCCCCCCUACGACCAAAGAAGUCGUCCUAUGGGUUGACAGUAACUUUAACCCCAAGUAUAAAGACCACCCAGCAGAGCAGAUUAUUAUGGAGGAGAAGGCUAAAAUACAACCCGCCUUCGACCGUUACAAAAAAUUCAUGGCACUCUACCCAGCCCACUACAGGGGACGUUUUUUUAUUGGGGUGGUGUGCAGAAAGUGCGCGCCCAUCGCCCAGACGAUAUGCGAGAAGGAAGGCCGUCACGACUUCGAGCUCCCCCUCUUGCUCCCACGCCGUUCCACAAGCACUUUGUCCCACCAAUACAACAACGAGAUCACCAAGUACGGCGAGUGGCUUUGGGAAAUAGACGCAAACAACGAGUACCAUUGGCUCAGGGAGAACGUCAUCCCACCACCACCCCCUGGGGAACACGACAAGAGACCCCAAUACGAAAGCGAUAGAAUCGCCUUCAUGGAAAAUAUAGAAGCCGGACUCGUUCAGCCUGGGAUGCCCGCAGCACAACCCUUCGUCCACGCUUUUAAAGAGUCGAAUGCCGCAUGGAACUUUUGCCCAGCCGGUAAAUGGUCAUGGGAAUACUACGACGCCUCUGCCGAGGUCCCACCACCUCCCUAUGGCCAUUGCCUAUGGGAGGAGUACGCACGAGGCCCUAUAGGAUGGGUAGCACGCGACCACCCCUGGAACCGCGACCUGGAACAAGACGAUGAUACUGACGAAGAAACGGAUGACGAGGAUGAGGACGGAGGACAACUGGUGGGAUACCCACCCAUGACUUGGGCAGAACGCGGCACCCAAGAGUACCGUUUCAAAGAAAUCGCACUAGCCCUAGAACAGGCACGCAACCAGCGUCGCAACCAGCACCGCAACAACGUGGAACGUCGUGCCGACAAUGGUCCGGAGAUCCAACAAAUAGCACUAGCCAUAGAACAAGUAAGCAACGAGCGCCGCAACAACAACGCCGGAAGAAGAAGAAGAAGAAGAAGAAGAAGAAGAAGAAGAAGAAGAAGAAGAAGAAGAAGAAGAAGAAGAAGUGGACAGGGAAGCGGUGACACCACCACCACCACCACAACCACCACCACCCAACGAACAACAGGUUGUGGACCGGACAGUGGAAUACAGUGAACAAGUCAUCUACGAUCUGCGCGGGAGGACAAUACGCCCCUUCCCAACCCCCAACCGAAGGCGACGCAGGAGGUAGUCACCCAAUCCCUUCUCACGGGUACCCACCACCCGCCGCACAGAGGAGCGCAGGCAGAACCUAAUGCAACGUAACCUAUUGCAACGCAGAGGACUACCGCCCCUACCACCCCUACGCCUAAGCCUAGUCCAGCCACCACCACCACCACCACCAGCACCACUACCGCCACCACCACCACCACCACCACAGCCCACAACAGCGUUACCCGACCCCUUACAAGGACCAGAGACCCAAGAAUCUACCCAAGAACCUACGAGCAGGCCAACUACAUAAACGCAGUGGUCCAGCGACAUAUAGACCUCCCAAAGAACCCUGCCGACCUCGCAUACCUCCCACCGGAUGAACUCUCUAUUAUCGGGUACCUAAGGACCUACGAGCAGGUCAGCUCCUACAUAAGCGCAGUGGUUCAGCAACGUGUAGACUCCAUAGAGGACCCUGCUGACCUUGCAUACCUCCUAUCGGAUGAAGAUAUAGAAGGGUUCCAACGCUUUAUCACGGGGUUGGUGAUGAACACUUACUACGAAGAUGGUGAUUGAUAGGGUAGAAGUAAUUGUAUUGUAACAAAACAACUUCUCCGUUACACUCUUUUUAUUAAAAAAUACACAAAACCACUACUACAAGCAUAAGACUAGUGUCCUCUUUUUCCACACCCUACACGGUGUAGGGGAACGACUCCACUAUCCCAAUAGCAACUUCACGCACGAGGUGGAGGGCUGCCUUCCUCCUCUUCUCCCCCUCACUCAUCAGCUCUGGUACACAUGUAUUACCAUCCACCCAGUCUUGCAUCAUUAUUAUCAGCUCGUCAGGGGUAAGGAGCUCCAGCGUCCGUGCGAUGUACUCCUGAAGGUGCGGUACUGGUGGGGGGACCCUCAUCACCGUAGUCAGUAGUUUACACCCGAACCAAAUGGCCUGGCUCGCAGUCGACUGGACAUGGUGGAAACACCUGUCCUAACGUUGCCUGUAGCGCUCUGGGUCGGUGAAGUAGCUCUCACGCGCGUCACUUUUGUACAUGUACCCAUCGAUGGCCGUGGCCGUCACCUUGUAGGUGAAGUAGUUGACGGCCUGUAACAGUUUCUCAACGUCACGGGCGUCGGGCCUCCUUUCCUCUCCCUUCUUCUCCCCUUCUUCCUCCCCUUCUUCUUUUGGCUUCCCCCGGCCUUUUGGGCUGUCGCUUUGUAUGUAGGCGUCGAGCUCUUUGAACCAUCGCAUCCCACUGGCGGGGUGGUGUGGCGGGAUGUUCAACCCGGUUGGGCGGGGUGGUGGGAUACACCCUGAAUCUUCUGGGUUUAUACAGCGGCAGACAGCCAUACCUUUGUUCAGCGCCGUUUGGUAGUCUUUCUCUAGCGCUUUCACCCGCCGUGCUUCCCUCCCCUUGUACGCUGCCACCACACCCUUUCUUAUCUUCAGCCACUCUUCCCACUCGUGACCCUCCCCCCAGACGGCCGCGUGCUCUGUCCACGCUUCCAGUUCCACGUGCACUGCUCUAUCGAGGGUUGCUUCAUCCCAAGGGUUCUCGGGGUCUUCUUCUGCCUUUAGGGCUUCCCUCGUGCGCCGCUGGUUCUCGUACCCUUUUUCUUUCAACUCCUCAAGGUGCUGCAUUUCUCUCGUCUCAGCCAUGUUUUUUUCUCUCUACUGUGUGAGGUGGCUUUCACCCUUCUCCUCGCGCCGUUAUAUCCUUUCCCGCGCUGACGUCACCCGUGACGUCGCGGCGCCCCGGCCAAUCCCAACCUCACCCGUGACGUCACCACCCCUCACCGUAUACCUCGCCUCCCAUUGGCUAACGCCGGCUGUGACGUCACAGGGCACACCAUAUAUCCACCAACCACAGCCCGUCUUGACCACCCCUACCCUAGCAGACCAUAAGCAGACCAUGUAUACUAUUAUUACUACUGUCAACCACGUUCUUUUAAAAACUCACGUACUGAGAUGUCCGAUAGGGUUAAUGCAAUUAUAUGCUAUAAAUAUCCAAACACUUACCUCUUUGGCAACUCAGUUCAAUACGGAGCGCCGAAAAUUUCGAUUUCAGGAUGCUAAGGACAUCCUCGCUGGAGUGAUUGGUGGCCAGGUCCACAGUUUGCACUCUCCCCUCGCGCCCCGCCUGUUUGAGCCUGCUCCCCCUAGGCACGCAAUGAGAAUUUCGGUCUCUUUUGGACAAAAAGAUCGCUCUAAGUAAGGUAAACUUUGCUUUUCUCAUAUCUUCGUCAACCACGUUCUUUUAAAAACUCACGUACUGGGCAAGAACUUUCCGAACCGUGCUUGAGCGGACAUAUCAUGUGACGUGUAAUAUGAGACUUGGUCAACAGGACCAAGUCGGUGUAGCAAGCGUGCAUCCGGUUUCAUAGUUUUUACUCUGUUACAGGGACGUGUGGAAAUAGAGCCUGUGCAGAAGAAACAAAACAGGUUUAAAACAUUGAUAUUUAUUUUCAUAAAACUAUAACAUUUACGCGACAAGUUUAAUAAAUUUUCAAAAUAAAAAAGUUAGUUGCUAAUAACGUCAUAAGAAAUAAUCCCGAACGUAAACACAACUCUUCCAAAAGUAGCGUGCCAGGCUCUACAAACUCCUCCUUGAUGUUGAUGUUGGUGUCCCCACUCUGUAUCCUGCGGGUGUGAUAAGUAAAAUAGCAACAUUUUGAAAAAGUCACAUAGCUAUUUGGAGACCCCCGGUGAUAUAACCAUGGCCACAUGAUGCGCCUCCACUUAUAAGCCACCUCUUCGAAAAAUGCAUUCCCCGGCCAAUUGUGGGAAUAUCGUCUAAAGACAACAAGCAUGACAAAGUGGAAGUCUAACACACAAUGCGAGAUGGUUGUUGUACAAUUCAAUGGUUAUACCCGAAUUUUUUCAAAAUCAGACAUAACUUGGGAAUUAUUUCGCAUGUAAUUGUAAAACCAAUCGCUACUUACGCAAGUCUAGCGACAACCGGAGAUGGAGCGUUGACCAGCUGAAGGCCAAUAGCACCCUUGGAAGUCAAGAAAGCUUUCCACACCUGGCCGUUGUCUGUCUCUAUGGCGGGGCUGAAGAAUAUGGAUUAAUCUGUCGCCAAACGCUCCCUUCUUUUUUUCCAUUCGACGGACCACCUCUCUCUAUCUCUUUAUCUGCCGUAGCUCCAGAUCAUAUGGAUAAUCUAAUUCUGGGUUGCACAGCAUAAACAAAAGCAUCCCAAGUGACCAAACAUCGCUCGUUUGGAGUUGACGUAUAGACAUCGGUGCUGUUAAAAUAGCUCUGGGGCCAUGUAAACUAGGCUGCCUCUUUGCACAUUUAAUGUAUUGGUCCCCUUUGUUUUUGUCUUCUUCCGGUUCGAAAAGGCAUUACAUAAUUAGUAGAUUUUCAUUUUCAUUUCUUAAAGGUUUUACUUAUUCUCAGGUAUUCGAUCUUCGGUCUUUGUUUUCCGCCAGAUCUUCGGUCUUCGUUUUACGGGUCUUUGUUUUCCGAACACCCGUAACCAGUUAGGAUCAUAACCAAAAUUGGAUGCAUUUUGUUAAUAAAGAAAUUAUCCAAUCACAGCAGAGUACCCACCCCCUCCACCUUGAUAUUUGUAUGCAAAGCUAUCACUUGAAACAAAAUGGCGGCGCCGUUUCUUUGAAGCUGUUUGACAUCCCGGAAAUAAUAUGCCACAUUCAAUAUCGAAAAACACGCACUUAUAGCUCACUAAACGCUGAACACAGACCCGGGAAGCACCGUCGACUCGAUGCUAAUGAGUUGUAAUAAGCUAAGUACAGCAACUAAAACACUAGUGUGAAAGUUUUACUUGAUACAAAAUUGAAUAGAGAACUUCUAACUUUGCCCCUCUGUUUUUCUAUCAAAAUCACGAGGUAUUUAAGUUAUUUUAAACUGUUCUCCAAGGCAGGUACUUCAUACCAAGGGUCUACUAUAAAGCCGGAGAUUUUACAUAGAUUAUACUUCAUUUUCUCAAUAUUUUCACGUGUGAUCAAUAUGCAGCGGCGUACAGUGAAUGUAUCAAACAAUAAAAGCACUUAUAAAAAAAAUAAGCUAGAGAGAGAGGGGGCUUAAACUUGAACAACCUACUCUGGGUGCAAGUUUACUUGUGUGACCACAGGGCGUUGACUAUGGAUUUUCAAGUGUGACAGUAAUUAGAAUUAGGAGGGUGGUAUUUUUUGGACACAACCCAUGUAUUUUUAAAGAAACUUUUAAAAGAAAUCCAAGGUGCUAAGUAAUGAGUAAUAGUUUUUAGUAUUUUACUAAAUUGUUGGUCAACUACGGAAGCCCAUAGGGGCCAUGUCAGAUGCAAGACGUCAGAUGCAAGCAAGAUGUUAGAUGCAAGAUGUUAGAUGCAAGAUGUUAGAUGCAAGAUGUCAGAUGCACGAUGUCAGAUGCAAGAUGUCAGAUGCAAGAUGUCAGAUGCAAGAUGUCAGAUGCAAGAUGUCAGAUGUCCGAUGCAAGAUGUCAGGUGCAAGAUGACAUCAGAUAAAAGCACGUGUCGUGUUGGUCAGCGGUCUACUUUCUAGAAAUUACAGAGUUCAGCAAGAUGGCAAGCGGCGCGAACGAAAAUAAGGUUGUAACAUUUCUUCGCGAAGAAAUUCAAGCUGACGAUUCUAUAAUCCAAAAAUUUCUGUUGGAAAAGGUUGAUGACAAAACUGUUACAUUGCUAAGCCACGAGGAUCUUAAGACUUUAGGUAUUGACUAUCUUGGGGACAGAUUAUUAAUCAUUAACCAUUUCAAAAACUCUGUUCGUGAAGAAAAAUUAGAACGUGUGCGGUCCCUCUUAGAUGCAAGCAAAAAAAGGAAGCAGAAAAGUACUAAUAAUGCCUCAACGAGUAAGAAUGCUCCCACUCUGACGUACUACUUUGGAUGGAAGCACUGGAAUGAGUCUAGAAAGGAGUAUAUCCAGAAAAAGACAAAUAAUGGUGGGGGAUCCAGAGAGUGCAAAUUACCAAGGAAUGCUUCCAAAGAAGAAUGUAUGUCGAAAGCGAAAGAGUUUUUCUUUCCUGAGGGUGAGAGUCCGGAAGGUCGUCAAGAUCUUAUGACUUUUAAGCUCACAGGAAUUGAGAAGGAAAUUGAUGAUGAUUUCAAGUACGAAGACUACAAGAGAGACACGGGUCUUUCAAGGCCAAGGCUGUUCUUGUGCAGUCGUCGACGUAUCAGCUGCGGCAAAGCAAACAACCUAGAAGACAGUGACAGUGACAGUGAUCUUCUUAAAUCAGUAUUUGAUAGUGGCUAUGCAGACUCUGAAGCAGGACCUUCUUUUGAAUUUGACAAGGCAGCUCUCGCGGACAUACUAGGGACAAGUAGAGAAGACAACCAAAGUGAAUUGAUCGGCACAUCUGAGGAGAGAAAAGCCAUUUUCAAGGAACAGCUAGAACAGUUAGAGGAAUCAAGCAGAAUAGACAAGGAAAAAGAUCGUCUGCGUCUAGAAGAAGAGCAGGAACUAACCAAGCAAGAAGAAAUACGCCAAAAAAGAAGACGGCGAGUGCUUGAUGAACCCGCCCCUGGGGAUCAGUCGGUAGAGGUACGUAUACGACAUCCUCGCAUGGGAGUCUUAAAGAGAAGGUUUCACGUAAGAUCAAGUGUACAAGCCGUCUAUGAUUGGGCAGGGUCGGUUAGUGCAACGCCUUUGUACUUUCAGCUAUGCAAGUAUCCAAACACUGUUAUUUAUCCUUCCGAUGAAAUAUCACAAGCAUGCAAUGAAAUCCUUAAUGUGGUUUCAAGAGGACAGCCCGUGCCUCUUUCGGUCGAAGAGGAUUCUGUGACCAUCAAUGACGGGCAAAAGCUCUACAUCGAUAUCGAUAUGGAUGACACAAUACCAGAUGCUCUUCAUAUCGGGCUAUCUGAUACACCACCACAAAUGCUGUUGGAAGACGACGAACCAAUGACGGAAGAAGAAGCCAUUGCCCUUACCCAUUACAACGUCUUAAACAAAAAAAGACAAGAAGAAUUGACCAAGUACCUCAAAACAAAUAUUGUGGAAAUAGAUAAAGAUCACAUUGUUGAAGAGAUUCUGAAACUAUACAAAGACACGUCGCUACUGCAAAACUACUUAGAAAUUGAAUGUGGACUGACUGCCACAGGCGAUGGAGUGCUCAGAGAAAUGCUCACGAGUUUUUGGGAGAAAUUCCUGAUGCGAAAUGGCGAAGGAAGUAGAGAAAUACCCCUUCCACUUGGCCCAAGCAUUGCACGCGAAACGUAUGAAAUACUUGGAAGAAUUUAUCAUCAUGGAUUUAUGCUAACGGGAAGCUUUCCUGUUACAAUUCCCAGGGCGUCUAUCCAUUACGCCCUGUUUGAUUGCGUUAAGGAUGAAUGCCUUGAAGAGUCGUUCCUGAACACUCUCCCUGCCAAGCAACGCGAAACACUUUCCGCUGCUCUUUCCAGCAAAUCAGCUGCAUCAUUCCCUGAUAAAAUUGUGUGCGAUAUUCUUGAAGAUUAUGGCAACAUGAGAUGGCCGUCCCAAGAGAACAUAUGUUCUAUUGUCAAGGAUGUUGCCGUACAUGAGUUGGUUGCUAAGCCUGCAAUGGCUUUGCAGCAGUUUCGAAGUGGAAUGGGAGAGUUUUGGAAGGAUGUGCCACCGCAGGAAAUUGAUGCAGUGUACAAGCUGUCUCAGCCAACCUCACGUAGAGUCAAGGCAGCCCUUAGAGGUAAUCCUCUAACCAAGAAGGAAGAGUCUGUACUGAGAUGGCUGAAGUUGUUCAUUGAUGAGUGUGGCGAUAAGAUGCUACGGAGGUUUCUGGUUUUUUGCACGGCAUCAGAUAGCCUUGCGCCCGAUAAAACUAUUCAAGUUCGCUUCGAGUCAAUGCCAAGUGCAGCAAUCAGACCGAAGGCGCAGACAUGUUUCCGAAUCCUGAUCCUGCCAACCAAUUUCUGUGGCUAUGCAGCAUUUCAGGCCAACAUGGACAUAUACCUGACUUACAGAGACGCAUGGGAAAUGAAAGACUAUUAAAGUUGAACGGAAUUCAUAUAUAUUUGUUACAGUUCUGGAUGAUGCUUUUGAAGUAGAGUUUUUUGUUGUUGUUGGAAAGUCUGCCAGCAGGCCAAAUGUGAACGACCACGUUCACAUGACUUUGAAAUAGCUUCGUCUAUUACCUACGUCUAUUGCAUGACAGACAACAAGAGGAUUUGUUAUAUAUAUUUGUUACAGUUAUGAAUGCCUCUGCCGUUCAUUGAAAUAGCUACGCACAUGUCAAAUAGCUACGUGUAUUGUAUGACUUAAAACAAAACAGUGGGUGUUACUGACAAAAGAGAAGCUUAUGUGCGAGCUUUACAUCGUUACUUUUUUUAAUAAAAAUUUCAUACAUCA
Molecule: messenger RNA, 11999 nt
Organism: Nematostella vectensis (starlet sea anemone)
Lineage: Eukaryota; Metazoa; Cnidaria; Anthozoa; Actiniaria; Edwardsiidae
Exons: 6
Coding region: 9237-11642 (801 amino acids)
Molecular function (GO): ubiquitin-protein transferase activity
Source: RefSeq, a predicted model, not a curated record